This is a messenger RNA of Nerophis lumbriciformis (worm pipefish), 1867 nucleotides long. The record is from RefSeq and is a predicted model, not a curated record. NCBI's taxonomy places the organism in Eukaryota, Metazoa, Chordata, Actinopteri, Syngnathiformes, Syngnathidae.
AAGUGAGAGUUGGAUGAGCGCCAAAAAAAAAAGGAAGUCGUGUGUUUUGAGUGAACUCAUAGUUUCAGGAGAAACGUGUGUACUUUUGUUGCUACUUCUAAGGUCAUUCAGGAGAUUUUGGACAAAUAAGUCACGAAAUCAUGUUGACAAUCAAAGUCCACCUCACUCAGUGAACAAGAUCAGCCUUCAGUAUGUCUGCACCAGUUGGGAUGGAGAUUUCUCCUCCUCCACCAGGACUAGAAGCAGCCUAUGAAACACUUUUCACCACCGACUGCCUGAACUUCCUGUAUGAGCUGAUCUCCACAUUUGAUGAAGCAGUGGAUCAGAUUCUGCGGUUGCGAGUGUCCAGAAAGGCUGACUUGGACUUGUCAGGUAAACUUCCAGACUUCUUGGAGAGCACCAGGAACAUCCGAAACGACUCAGCUUGGAGAGUAUCACCUGUGCCUGCACGACUCCAGAGGAGACAUGUGGACAUUGGAGAUGUGGCUCCCUGUGAUACCCAGCGCUUCCUGAAAGCUCUCCAGUCCACAGCACAAGGAAUACAGGUUGACUUUGAUGAUGGCAAUUGUCCGACAUUUCACAACCAGAUCAAAGGAAUUCAUAAUGUUUUAUUGGCGGUGCACGGCCGUUUACCUGAUGUGCCACACAUAAGUCAGGCUCCUGUGCUCAUGAUUCGUCCACGUGCUUGGAAUAUGGUGGAGCACAAUAUGAUGGUGAAGGGGAAGGAAGUUCCUGGUCCUCUGUUUGACUUUGGGCUAAUCUUUUUUCACUGUGGAAAAACUCUGUUGGAAAGCAAGAGUGGGCCCUAUUUCUACCUGUCCAAAGUGGAAAGCUUUUUGGAGGCCAGAUUAUGGAACACUGUAUUUAUUUGGACACAAAACAAGCUGCUUCUUCCUCAGGGCAGCAUCAAGGCGACGGUUCUCAUCGAAAACAUUUUAGCAGCGUUUGAAAUGGAGGAAAUUCUUUAUGAGCUGCGAGAGCACUCAGCAGGACUGAACUGCGGAAUAUGGGAUUAUUCUGCCUCUUUUAUCAAUAAAUUUGGUCACAGACGUGACUUCCUUCUUCCUGACCGCAGUAAAUAUGUCAACAUGGAGAAGUAUUUUCUGCGUACUUACAUGUACUUGUUGGUUGAGACGUGUCAUCGACGUGCAGCUUUGGCAACAGGAGGUAUGGCAGCUCUUCUGCUUCCCGAGGACCCCAACAGCAACUCCUACAAGACAUUGAUGGCUACUGUUAGCAGAAUGAAAAUGCUUGAGAUCAAGGCAGGUGUUGAUGGUUUCAUGGUCUACGACCUGAAACUCAUCCAGCCUAUGCAGGAACUGUUUCAGAUCCUCACUGAAGGUGAUAACCAGCUUCACAAGCCUGUCAACCAUGUCAAGGUGACUGCCAAUGACCUUCUAACCAUGCCUCUGGGAGGAGUUACCCUUUAUGGGUUGAAAUAUAACAUUGCUGUUGGAGUCCUCUUCAUUCAUGCUUGGCUGUCUGGAAAAGGACAUUUUUACUAUAAAGGCCAGGUAGAAGAUUCCGCCACAGCAGAAAUUUCUCGAUCGCAGGUGUGGCAGUGGAUCCGUCAUCAGGCUUCACUUGAGGAUGAGGAGAAGCUGGUGAGUCGACAGCUGGUGUCUGAGCUGACCACUGAGAUGCUGAUGGAGUUCUGGCCAACCUGCUCUGUUCGGGAGAGACAGAAGUUCCAGACAGCUGCAGACAUGUUCUUGGAAGUUGUUCUACGAAGAGAUUUCCCCGAAUUCAUCACCUCCUUCUUGAACCAGGACCACACAUUUCUCAGCUCCCAGAACACCCAACACAUCAAACAUGCCAAGUUAUGAUAUCAUACUAAAAUUCAAAACAAUAAACAUUACCAACUCUA